AUGGAGAAGCGUGGACGCAAGAGGACAUUCCAAGGAUGCAAGACAUGCCGUGUUCGGCACAUCAAGUGCGACGAGGCUCGUCCAUCAUGUGGACAGUGCAGGCGAGGCGGCCACGAGUGUAGCGGCUAUUGGUCCCCCUUGCUUUGGAUCAGCCAGACCCCGACAGGUCGGCCCCGGGCUGACCGGAGCCAUGAGUUUCGUUACCCAUUCUUUUCGGAAACUCAGCGCCGGCAGAUGAGUGUCGAGAUCUCUCGCAGUCUUGGUUCCAAGUCCGUUGUUGAGCUUUUAGAUCGCCUCGACUCUUCGUGCCAAAGAUUGGAGACCCGAGGCCGACCUGUUCAGGGCUUGACCAGAGGGCCCUUCAGCGCCUUCUCAUGUGAUGCCCGCGACGAUGACGAAGACUCUCCCCCCGGCCAUGUUGGUCUUGAAACUGGAGGAGCAUCUACCCAAUCUCCCCAGGGAGACGUGCAUCCGGCAGCUCUGGAUGCAAAAGAAAAUAUGUCGGAAAGAGACUCUUUUGGUCUCAACGAGUACGCAUCCAAUAUGGUAGAACUGGAGCCAGGCUCGGCGCUCUUCCCGCCAUUUGACCCGGCUGCCAAUCUCAGCGAUUGGUUUGAUACUUUUGAAGACUCUGUAUUCGACCCAUUCCUUGCCCCGCCAACACCAACGGUGCAGGGUCCAUCGGGGCCUAUGCUCCCUCCUGUUUCGUUAGAUGAGUCCCUACUUGAUACGCCUGAUAUUUCCAUGGAAGCCUCUGCUGUUGUUGUAGACAACCACCUGCCAGCAGCCAGCCCCGACCCCAGUCCUGACCGCAUCUGGCGUUGUGAGGACAAUGCCACAAGACGACUCUCCAUUAUCGCCCCAGACCUCACGCCUUCAGCCGAGACUAUACUUCCGGCCCAUUCAGAGCCCCUGAUACGCUAUUAUCGGCAGCAGAUAUAUGAGGGACGCUUUCUACAGGCCAAGAAGGCCUCGCCCUGGCAAUCCAUAUUCUUCCCCUGCGCUCUUGAAACCUUUGCCGAACUGUCACUCUGGCGAACUACUACCAAGACCCGCUACGCUCUCCUUUAUGCUUUAUUAGCUUUGAGCUCCUUCAACCGUUGGUCGCGGAAUGAUGAUAGCAACGGCGUUGGUGGCAAGUCGUGGUAUGAAGUUGGGUGUUGCUAUCAGCAAGGCGCGCAGCAUCACCUACGCUCCGCUCUUGCUACGGAGAUGACAGGACUUGAGCAGGCGAGAUAUAAAGAACUUCUCAUGGCUAUUCUGGCCGUGUCUAUGAUAUCAAGGUUGAUUCACCGCCAGGGCCUCGCUGAUCAAGAUAUACCCAUGGAUGCACGUCUCCUACACCACAUGUACAGCUACCUUCGCGUCACUUCAGAGAGCAUUGGUAUACGCUUGCAAGCCCCCACAGAUGACCCGAGGAGGGAGUUCAAUGAACCACCAGAAAAGAAUGGCAUGUUUUGCCUCGCUACCGAGUGCUACGAUGUCGGGCUCGAUUCCGAAGAAGUCAAGACGCCAGACCUUGGCUACACAGAUAUCCACCUACAGGUGCAGGGACAAUGGCAUAAGUCGCUUUAUCCCGCCAUCUACGGCUUUCCCGAAAUGCUCUGGACGCUGCUCUCUCAGACGGUCGCCACCGCACGUGAGAAGGCCCGGAUCGAAGCGCUCGAUCCGCCCGACCUGGCCCUUACUAAUGCGCUCCGGAAACAUAUAGAAAAGUUGGAGAAGACCAUGUGGGCGUGGACGCCGACCGCCCAUCUCUUCGGGCCACAGCAAAAGCCUUCGACAUCCUCUGCCACCGAGGCCACGCAAGACCUCCUUGACAACCCAGACGCGAAGGCCCUCGCCCAGGGCCUCCAUCAGGUGAUCAUCAUCUACUACUACAGGAAAGUGGCCAAGGUCAGCCGCAUGGUGAUACAGAGCAUCGUCGAGAAGGCGCUCGACUAUCUGGAGCCCUGCAUCGCACGCAUCAAUGAUCAGGACCUCACGCCCUGCAUCGCCUGGGCGGUCUCAACCGCGGCUUGCGAGGCGGCCACUUCGGCGCUGCGGGAGAAGGCGCUGAGGAUCCUGGCUGCUGUGGAGGAACAAGGCGUCUUUUUGCCAAAUAUGCCGUCCAGGGAUACUUUGACAAUCAGAUGGCAACAGCAACCCCUUACAGAGGUAUGUUAA
Molecule: messenger RNA, 2166 nt
Organism: Clonostachys byssicola
Lineage: Eukaryota; Fungi; Ascomycota; Sordariomycetes; Hypocreales; Bionectriaceae
Source: the annotation of a GenBank genome assembly